This is a messenger RNA of Tuber aestivum (summer truffle), 8969 nucleotides long. The record is from the annotation of a GenBank genome assembly. Lineage: Eukaryota; Fungi; Ascomycota; Pezizomycetes; Pezizales; Tuberaceae.
AUGUUCGAAGCGAUUUUUCGGGCAGUCGUUAAAGAGAAGAUGAUAUAUACCCGGCAGAACAAACCCUCGCUUGUCAAGUCCGUUGGCAGCAGAUUGUCGCUCUGCGCAUCGGUAUUCCGGUUGGCGGUCGAGCAGGGGGUGGCGCAUAUACGGAAUAAAACUUUCAAGGCGCUUUCGAAGCAUGUAAUUGACAUACUGCCCCAGGGGGAUGGGCUUUGCGAACCGAUUAGUUUGGACUAUAUUAAAGCGCUGCGUACUUGCUUGGCAUGUUCACCGCACGCGGAGCAUAUCGAUAAGAAGGAAUGGGCGACACUCGCUCGGUUUUGCUGCACUCAUGUGGAAUCUCAGUUAGGGCUUCUGAUCGGUGACCCGGAGAGCGCGGAUGAAGAUGCGAGUGGGUCGAGGAAUGUGCGGCUCAGCUUGUCGAGAGACGUGUCGUCGGCUUCUAGGCGUUCACAGCCGCCUUCUCAGGGUACUCCUAGGUUGAACCAUGAUAGUGAGGAGUUGAUGUUGUGCCUAGAGAUCUUGUUGAAAACUCCUAAUGCUCCGAUUGUUGAGCACGACGAGAUGGUUGUUAGGACCAUUCUCGGGUUCUUGGUUUCGCAGCCUACGGUCACUCGUGCUCAUCCACCAGCGUUCACGGCGUUGAACUCGGUGCUGGAAGUUAUUGCUACUAAUAAUAUUUCCUUAACGGCGAAGGUCGCUCAAGGGAUUGUUCCUGUUUUGGCAAAGCUGUGGGACUCCAAACAGCCGACUUUUAGGGAGCAGAUGAUGAUUACUUUGAUCUAUAUACUGCCACAAAUUCGCACCAUAAUAAGUGAGGGCCGGUCGAGAACUCUACGACGGAAGGUGGAAGCUCUUUCAGAAGCCCUUUUCGUAGAGUGUUCUGGGCGAGCAGAUCGUGAUCAACUGCAGCUAGAUGAUCUGGUAUUCCCGGACCCACUGAAGACUUUUGAUGCUGAGGUAACGCCCCUUGGCUUACAAGGCUUUUGCCUCCGUAAGGGGAACCAGAGGGCCGAAAUGAAUUGGAUAGUGCCCCAGUUGAUGGCGACAGUAGUCAAUAUCCUAGAUAGGUCUGGUGGGGGUCCGGCUGGUUCUAAUGGCAAAGCGCCGGAAGAGGAUCGUCACAAGAGACUCAGAGUUUCCAAGAAUUUUGAAGAAUUGAUGCGGAAUGCUCGAUCCAUGAUUACCUCGAGGAAGCUCUGUGCACUUCAGACGUUGCCGUUCCUGGUCGGUCGGAGGGAUAUGGAGAGUGGAGAGCUUAGUUCUGUCUUACUAGAUCUGUUUAAUGCGUGCUCGGAUGAUAAUCCUGUCAUUUCGUCCUGGGCUCUGCUUUCAAUUUCAAGGUGGGGUUCCUGUAGAUUCCUUCAUGUUUCCCGAGCUCUUGGUGUAUUGUUACAAGUCUUGCCCCGGAUAGGAAAGAAAAAAAAGAAAAACACGAUAUAUGAUCCUUUUUGCCCCGUUUUCUUGUUCCACUGUAGAGCGUUUCUGGGCUAAUUCUGUGAUAUAUGUAGUUGUGCAUUCUCAAAAUCUGCAUCCGACCCCUCACAUCGGCCGAUUUGGAACCAGAUCUGGCAGCUUUGCGCCAGGUAUUCGGCAAACCAGGCUACGUGCCGGGCCGCCUGCCACCUUAUGAGGAUUGUACUAGCAGUGGAUCUAGUGCCGUAUACUGAGAUAUCUAAAGAGGUGGAUGCCAUGAUAUUAUCUAUUGAUCUUAGUGGUCCUGCGAAUGUUGUUGACUCGUCUCUGGAGGUUUGGUGCUUGAUAUUGGAGAAGAGGAAUACUGUCGCGCAUUCGUCGAUUUUGCAACCUGGGGAGAGGCUCUUACAAUGGCUGAUAUCGAAGUGGAGGCCUGGUAUGUGGUGAUUCUCUGGAUUCACUUCUUGAGUCUUUGGCUGAUCAUGUUAGUUGAUGCGCUUGAGCGCGGAACUGCUUUGUUCUACUCGCAGCAUCUUUGUCCUAAGAACUUAUCUAGCUUCCUGCUCUCAUGCUGUGGGAAGAAGCCGCUGGACUUUGAAGCGUAUCCACCUCAGCCCUGUGGGCCUAUUGGACAGGCUGUGAUCAGGGUUGCUCGUCAUUCUAGAUUGCUUAGUUUUCUACUGUUCGGAGAUGAGAUGGUGCCGGCAGAUACGCGGGCCAAUACUGCGCGGGCUAAUACUCUACGAGACGCGCAGCCGACUGCACAUCCUGGUGUUGAACUGCAGGUCAUUGAAUUUCUGGAUCGGCAAUGUGACGCUGUCCGGGAAAAGUGGCAGACUAUGGUCGCUACUCAAUUGCAGCACAUUACUCCGGACAUUGUCCAGAAUCUUAUCGGGUUUAUUUGCACUGCGAGUAUACUCUGCUCUGCAGUCCGACCUCGCACACGGGAUAGGAUCAAGGCUGAAGCCCUGGAGAAGAAAUUAGAGGCGUUGAAUGGGGACGCCUUGGGAUAUGUGGAGCGGGAUGACUGCGGUGCUAAGCAGGUUGAGGGGCUGGUUAGGUGUGUUGCUGGGGUGGUUCCUAGACCUGGUGUGAUUGUUGCCUCGUCAUAUAAUGCACCCCAAGUCUUUACUGGUCAGUUUGGGCGGGUCCUGGCUGCUAUAUCUCGGGCUUUUGAAGAAAAGAACAUCGUGAAGAGUUCGAUUGACCUUACGGAGGAUGGGGUCGACAUGAUGGACAUGGACGACGGCUUCGACAUGCCGGAUAACGAUCGGACGGUGAAGAGAGUAGAUUUUUCUAGAGAAUCUAUUCAGGCUGCGCGUGCAGCAGAGACCUUUCAGCAUUGUACCACGGCCUUGCUAUCGCUGUUUGCCCUCUCAACGAAACAUGAUGGCUCGGGUGAGCUCUGCGGGCACUUUGUCGAUUACUUGAUGGGGGUAUCUAAAGAACGAUUGAUCAUGUCCCGGCCACUUAUUAGGGACUUUUUAUUCGCUGCAGGUGAUAGAUUUGCCGAUGGUGAUGCUGCGAACCUCACGGAGCAUCUGGCAAUGGCAUUACUACAAGAUUAUGGCACCGAGCGAUGCGAGACUGCUGUUCAACUUUGCAUCGAUGCGCUGAGUGCGCUCGUCCCUCGAUGGGCCGUCGAAGGCGCGCAAGGCGAUUUGGUGGCUAACUGCGAGUCCAUAUAUGAAUGGGUGACCAAGGUCGCCCUCGACAGGGCUUUAAUGUCUAGCACCACCCGUAUGGAAAUGGCCCAUCUCCUCCAACGGAUUCUGGAAGUUAACCCUGAGUAUGGACAAAUGUCCGAGAUGAAAUCUGCCAGAACACAGUUCAUUGGACUCCUCGCAGACGGUGACGUUCGUGUUUCCUUCGAACUAGGGAACUGCGUCCCGGUGUUGUUCAAGAUCUUUGGGCUCACGGUUCACGAGACCGUUUUCAAGGACAUACUUAGUCACCUGACUGAUCAAUCGGAUUGGACGGAGGGAUUGGCGAUGCGGGUGUAUACACUUGCGCAAUUGGCGUUCACCACCUUUUCCACUAAGAAGUUGAUUGUCUAUCAUAUUUUUGAGACCGGGCAGCUCGUCGAUGGGGAGAAGUACGCCGCAAAGGCCUUAUCUUCUGUCGCCAAGGCUUUGAAACUGGAUGGGCAUAGAGAUCUCUUUAAGAUCUUUAGUCCUCAGUUACUGUAUACUUGGAUUGAUAACGACGAACUCACGAGGUUUCCCUUCCGGGUGUUUGGGUAUGGGAGCUUGAAGGAGUUAUUUGCGGACGUCCAAGAGGACCUUGUUGCCCAGCUGUUAAUGAAAGAGAAGGACGACGCAUCGCAGGAGCUGGCGAAGAUAUUAGACGUCUCGUACAACGAUUUGCUAGAGAAGGGAUUCCACAAGAUACUCGCGUACGGAGUCGCCGGAGCGAUAGCGACACCUCCGAGGGCGGACGCGCCCCGGACUCCGAAUGUGGAACUUCGCAUUAGACAGCGGCUUGGGGACGAGGAGUAUAAGCGGCUUUUAGAAAAGAAGUUUGCACUUAUCAUUGCUUCCCUAUUCCAGGUUAUGCAGGAAGAUGGCGUAUCGGAUAGAUUCCUGUCGAAGGACCCGUCACUCGCUGCCACCGCCGCUCACAUGAGAGAUAUUGUGGAAAUCAGCCACUCGACUGGAAAGAUACCGGACCCACUGAGGCCGUACUUUAAACUCAAGGUUGUGCUCAAUGCCGUGCAUCAUCUGUGUGGGCGAUUGCAUUAUGAUGAUGCCCGUCUUUGGACGCCAGCUAUGUUUACAUUCGUUACUAGACGAUUGCUUGACACAAUGGACCCUGCGCUGGGGAGUUUGAGCGCUUGUGCUGUCGUUCGGAAGAUCCGACUUCUAGUCUGUCUGGCGAAUCCAAAGAGCAUUGAUGGCUAUGCGCUCGAGAUGGUCAUUCAUGGGCUUAAGCCUUACAUUGUCGACACGUAUUGCGCCGAGGAUGCGGUUGGGAUUGUGCAGUACCUGCUUGAUCAGGGGAAGGAAUAUUUAACUACUCAACCGGCGUUCGUGAUUGGAACGUUUUUGUCCAUACUUGCUUCUCUACGGGCGUUUCUCUCUACUACCACGGGGCAGGAGGAUACCCAGGUGCAGUUAAGUAUCAACAUUGCGCAGUCAUUUCAUAUCUGGCUGGGGGAUUACCUCACCGGCUGCCACUUCCCAGAGCUGAACGGGAUGCAAAAUCAAUUGUUUCAGGCUAUCGUCGAAUCUGCUAUGGGUUUCAGGUUACAUGGAAAUGCCUCUUCGGGGACAAAAGAGAGUGAUCUGUUGCGGCAUCUACUGGACGAUGACAGGAAUAAGGAUAAACUUCUGGAUGAUGUCUCCCGCGGGCUGGCGUUCUCGCUGGUCUGCUCGGACUUUCAGAAGCCGGUUAGUUUCCGCGAUGAUAUCUUUGGCAGUGACGAGGAGUCGGUUGCACGCUCUAGGGUGCUGUUGAGGACUUGCCGGAGGUUGGAUGUCAGUGAUGGGUUCUUGCUGUGGGCUGCUCGGGUGCUGGGAAGGUCGUAUGCUGCGAGCGGGGACAUACACAGUGAAUGGACGCAGGAGAUUGAACUGGAGAAGAUUACGGACCUGGACACGACGCAGUACGAUCUCGACAUCAUCCCCAAAGCGGGGAUUUUCCAGCGACUGAUGAAACUGCUGCUCAGCGACGAUAGGCUAGUCGUUGGCCUUGCGGAGGCCACUCUCGAGACUAUAUUCUUUGACGAGUCCAGAUCCCCGGGAGUAGCUACUUUCCAUUAUAUCCUCGAUGAGAAAACGUAUAAGGCUAUGAAGUGGAGUAUCCUGCCGAUGUCACUGUCCGAAGACGAAAACCCACGACCGAUCGCCUCCGUUGCUAAGCCGGAGAUCCUGCCCGUAAACGAAUGGGUAAAGAACCUGACGACGGCGAUAUCAACGAAUCUACAGGAGGAUGCAGUGGUCAAGAACUUGAGGCCUAUACUCGAGAAGGUGGGCGGCCUAGCGAAGGAUUUGUUCCCAUUUGUGGUGCAUAUACUUCUACUACAUCAUAUCAAGGGGGAUGACAAACUUAAGAUGGAGCUAUCACAACUUUUUAGAGAUUGUUUCAGAACUUGUGCGGAGAAGACAGUACCGCAUAGCAUCAUUCUGAUUAAGACUGUGUUGUACUUGCGGACCCAGGAGACUGCUCAGGAGACCACGAAGUUGCCUAGAGAUAAUUGGCUAGAUGUAGAUUAUCUGGAGAUGGCGAGGGCAGCCUGUACCUGCAAGAUGUUCAAGGUGUCACUCCUCUUUGCCGAAAUAUAUCAUUCGGAGUCUGGCAAUGCCGAGUUUCCGGAUUCAGAGCUCUUGCUGGAGAUUUUCAGGAACGUGGAUGAUCUGGAUUCUUACUAUGGUGUCAGCCAAGCCUCCAGUCUUGAGACCGUCCUUAAGAGGUUCGAGUACGAGGAAGAUGGUUGGAAGAGUCUUUCGUUCCGGGGGGCAAAUCUUGAGAGCCACUUGAGGUUGGGUUCUACGUCUGACGGCCAGGAUCUGUUUGGCGUCGUGGAUGCGUUUAACACACUGGGCAUGAACGGGCUCUCGCAUGCGUUUUUACAGUCCGGCACGGCGGCGGAUGCGUCUGAGGACACGCUAGACAACAUGUUCCGCUCGGCGUGGAAACUUGAGCAGUGGGAUCUGCCAUGCCCUUCUUCGUGUGCUACCCGCUCCGCGGUCAUAUACCGGGCUUUACAGAGCGUAAAUAACAGCGUCGAUAUGAGGACCAUGCCGUCACAGCUAGACUCCUCCUUCUUCGAUGUAAUGCGCCAGAUCACGGCCGGGAAGCAAACCGGCCACUCGCUCGGCGCUAGCAUGCGAACACUAGCAAUGCUAACAGAAAUGGAAGAAGUUCUAGUCUCCAAGGAAACCGAAGAACUAGAGCAGGUCUGGGAGCGCUUGCAAAACCGUAAUUCCUGGAUGCAUAUAGGACGAUACUCAGACGUGGAAGAGAUCAUGGCAAUGCGCCAAACGAUCCUCAGUUCUGUUUCUAAACGCGAUCACUUACGACGCGCAGUGGGCGUGGACAUCAAGACUGCUCGCUUCCUAGAAGCGAAAGCACUCGUAGCGUCUUGCAAGAUGGCGAGGAGCCACAAGGUUCUUCAGCACUCACUCUCGGCCGCUACGCAGUUGAGCAAAGCCGCCGAAUCUUGCAAGCAGGUUGGUCUCGAUAUCAAUGCUGUUGCGACGUUACAGGCAGCGAAUGUGUUGUGGGAUCAUGGGCAGGGGAUCGCGUCGAUUAGGAUGUUGCAGGCUUUGGGCUUUGAUAGCGCACUGGGACAGCAGAGUAUUGUAGUUGGGAAGGCGAAGCUUCUAGCGAAGUUGGUAAGUUCCCAGCCAUAAUUAAAUUAUGAUUCACGACUAAUUGGGUUUUUUUCAAUCGCCUUUUUCCAGGGAAAUUGGGUAUCAGAAGCCAGGCUGGAAAAGCCGGAUAAGAUUAUGGGUAAUUACCUUGUUUUCGCUAUCGAUGAGCUUAAGGAUAACUACUCUGGCCCUGAGGCUGGCAGAGUUUUUCACGAGUUUGCGUCCUUCUGCCAUCAGCAGCUACAGAAUGCAGGAAACAUAGAAGAUUACCAACGAGCGCUCAAGCUCCGGCAGAACAAAGAGGCGGAAGUCCGCGAGUUGGAGAAAUUGAUGAAAUCCGCCACCGGUAGCAAGCUGGAGCAGCUCACUGCCUACAGGCAUAAAGCGAAGACCUGGCUGAACCUCGACGACGCGGAGUUUAAUAGAUACAGGUCGAGCAGUGAGGCCUUCCUGGAGAGGAGUAUCUCCAAUUACCUUCGCGCCCUGGCCACUUGUGACGAUUACGACCAUGAUGCAGUCAGGUUUUGUGCUCUUUGGUUGGAACACUCCAGCGACGUCAAGGUAAAUAAAGCCGCACAGGCCCCGCUCGGGAAGGUUGCGUCAAGGAAGUUCGUCCCCUUGAUGAAUCAGCUGUCCUCUAGACUUUUGGAGAGCCCUGAAGACAUAUUCCAGAGCUUACUAUUUCCGCUUAUCCUCCGAAUAUGCAUGGACCACCCGCACCACGGGCACUAUCAGAUUCUCGCACUGACGAGGGCGAAGCCGAAAGACAAUAUUUCCCAGGCCCGUCAGGCCUCCGCCGUGAAGAUCGCCACGAAACUGAAAGCGGACCCAUCGUCAAAGUCGCUUUUCAGCCAUGUCAUACAGGCGACAGCAACAUACAUAAAAUUGGCGACACAAAAGAUUGAAAAGAAGCCCAACAUUAAGCCAGUCCUCAAGAACGUACUAACAAGAGACGUCUACUCCAAAUUCGUCGUCGACAUUCCCAACUGGAAAAUCCCCCCCCCAACAAUGCAAAUCGAGGUCCGUGCGGAUAGGGACUACAGUGGCCUCCCCGUCAUCGUGAAAUUCCACCCGGAAAUCACAAUAGCCUCGGGCAUCAGCGCACCAAAGAUUGUAACCUGCCUCGCCACGGACGGGCGCACCUUCAAAAUGCUCUUCAAGGGCGGUAACGACGACCUCCGGCAGGACGCCAUAAUGGAGCAGGUCUUCGAGCAAGUCAGCAACCUUCUAAAAAAGUCUCGCACAACACGCCAGCGAAACCUCUCCAUUCGGAACUACAAAGUUCUCCCUCUAGCCACCAACGCGGGCAUAAUUGAAUUCGUCGCCAACACCAUCCCACUGUACGACUUCCUGAUGCCAGCACACAUAUCCUACCACCCGCGCGACUGGAAACCCACUUACUGCCGCAAGACAAUCGCAGACGUGCAGACGAAGACCCGGGAAGUCCGCAUCGACGCGUUUCAGCGGGUAGCAGCGCACUUCAAGCCAGUCAUGCGCUACUUCUUCAUGCACAAGUUCAAUGGGCCAGACGACUGGUUCUCCUCGCGACUAGCAUACUCGCGGUCCACGGCCGCCAUAUCCAUCCUUGGGCACGUGCUCGGCCUAGGCGAUCGGCACGGACAUAACAUCCUACUGGACGAGAAGAGCGGUGAAGUCGUGCACAUUGACCUCGGCGUCGCAUUCGAACAAGGCCGCGUACUCCCCGUGCCAGAAGUGGUCCCCUUUCGCCUCACCAGGGAUAUCAUAGACGGCUUCGGCGUCACGAGGACGGAAGGCGUAUUCCGCCGAUCAUGCGAAUUCACGCUCACCGUGCUGCGGAACGAGGCUUACAAUAUCACGACAAUCCUCGGCGUCCUGCGCUACGACCCGCUCUACAGCUGGACCAUUUCUCCGCUUAGGAUGAAGAAAAUGCAGGAUCAGGUCGAGGCUGCUGCGACUGGGAUUGUGGAUGAGGGGAUUGUCGGGGCUGGAGGUGCGGGGAAGAAGGAUGAGGAGGGCGAGGCGGAUAGGGCGCUCACGGUGGUCGCAAAAAAGUUGAGUGCUACGCUGAGUGUUAGCGCUACGGUUAACGAGCUUAUCCAGGUGGCUGGGGAUGAGAGGAAUUUGGCGGUUUUAUAUUCUGGUGAGUGCCAUUUUCCUCCCCCCUCUCUUUUUCUUCUCGUCUUCCUCUUGCUCGUUUCUUCAAUUAUGGGGGGUUUGCUAAUGCGUUUGGUAGGCUGGGCGGCGUAUGCUUAG